UGCGGGGAAACCCAAUACUCUCGCGUCUUUUCCUCUUCAUCAAUUAGUGCUUCGGACUGUUACCUGGCCUGAGCUUCGCGCCUGCGCUGUGGGGCCUCCAUCGUCCCGGGAAUAAAGCGGAUUAUCCCGUGCGCGGCUCCUCCAGGACUUCGGGAUUAGCGCAUUUCUGUGUUUGUCGAACCAAAGUUUGUGUCUAUCCGAAGAGGGUCCGAGCACGCGCCAUGGCCGAGAUAGGCAAAGGGGUGACCGCGGGAAAACUGGCCAUCAACGUCCAGAAGAGGCUGACACGCGCGCAGGAGAAGGUUCUGCAGAAACUCGGCAAAGCCGAUGAAACCAGAGAUGCAGUUUUUGAAGAAAUGGUGUCCAACUUCAACAAACAGAUGAAUGAAGGCUCAAAGCUGCAGAAGGAUCUGAAAACCUAUCUAGCAGCAGUUAAAUCAAUGCACGAUGCAUCACGGCGGCUACAGGACUGCCUGGCUGACAUGUAUGAGCCCGAGUGGUUUGGCAAAGAAGAGAUGGAUGCGCUUGCAGAGGAUACAGACACACUUUGGUUGGACUUCCACCAGAACCUCACAGACAAAUCCGUUCUCGUGGUGGACACAUACCUGGCACAGUUUCCUGAAAUCAAGGCCCGUAUAGCGAAGCGUGACCGUAAGAUGGUGGACUUCGACAGUGCCCGACACCACUUUGCCAACUUACAGAAGGGCAAGAAGAAAGAUGAGGCCAAGAUCGCCAAGGCAGAGGAGGAAUUGGGGAGAGCUCAGAAGAUCUUUGAGGAGCUGAAUGUUGAGCUUCAGGAUGAGCUCCCAGUGCUGUGGGACAGCCGUGUUGGCGUGUACGUGAACACAUUCCAGACCAUGGCCAAAAACCAGGAGAAGUUCCACCGAGAGAUGAGCAAGUUGAGUGAAAACCUGAACGAUAUCAUGACCAAACUGGAGGAGCAGCGAGAGCUCAAAAAAGGAGAAAAGAAACACGAGUCUGCAAAGAGUGAGGAGGCCAACCACAGUGAAUCAGCUGGCUCAGCACCAAAGGGCGCAGUGACAAAUGGCUCGGACGGUGAAAUGCCCCCUGGAUUUCUCUAUAAGGUGAAGGCUGUUCAUGACUACGCAGCGACCGAUGGAGACGAGUUGGAGCUCAAAGUUGGAGACAUGGUUUUGGUCUUGGCCUUUGACAAUCCCGAUGAACAGGACGACGGCUGGCUUUUGGGUCUGAAGGAGUCUCACUGGGUCCAGAAAAAGGACUUAUCAGGAAAAGGAGUUUUCCCUGAGAACUUCACCACCAAAGUCUGAGUCCUGGUCGAAGUAGUCCUGGUCUAGACCCGGUUUAGACCUGGUCUAGACCUGGACUGUCUCUGCUGUAAAACUCUGAAGUAACUAAACAAGAACUGUCCUCAGGCAGAGCUUCUUUUAUUUCAAUAGUUUUUACUCAAUAUUGGCUCUAGAUGAAAUCCUUAUUUUUUCAGACUUGUUUUAGAUCUGGUUUAACAUGGUAUAGUUUAGACCUGGUUAAGGCUGGAUAGCCCUGGUUUCUCUAUUCUGGAUUUAAUGAUGCUGUUAUCCUGAUUGAGUCCUGAUUGAGUCCUGAUUUAGUCCUCGGUCUUAGUUUAGAUCUGGUGUAGUACCACUUCCUGGUUUAGUCUUUCCUUCUGAUGAAAUUACCUUUUUAAUCUUGGUUUAAUCCUAGUUUAGACAGGGUUAGGGUUAGGGUUAGGGUUAAGGCUAAUUUUUAUGGUUUAUUAUCAUCAAAAUGUGAAAACCAAAUAAUCGUUUUUAUUUGUUUUGUCAGGCUCUGAUGCUCCCAGCCGCAAACCAACACAUAGAAACGCAUUGAAAUUGCAAAUAAACUGUUAUAAUUUUAUUAUAAUUCUAUAUUUAUACCUGUGAGCCCUUGGUGAUGGUAGUUCUUCAAAUGGCCGUCCUCCAGCAGCAAAGCCAAAGUUGCUGAAUUAUGACACAGAUUGAACUGUUUUUAAAUGAAAGAAUUGUCCAAAGAUUGUUUUGAAGAGAGAUUUUUACACUGUGUCUGUGAUGAUCAAGACAAUGUUGGUUUCAAUCAAAGUUAAUAAAAAAUGUUG
Periophthalmus magnuspinnatus is the source of this 2074-nucleotide messenger RNA. It is a transcript of the gene bin1b, whose product is annotated as bridging integrator 1b. The record is from RefSeq and is a predicted model, not a curated record. Gene Ontology annotation, cellular component: cytoplasm; plasma membrane; synaptic vesicle. Bases 222 to 1289 code for a protein of 355 amino acids. The transcript is spliced from 14 exons. NCBI's taxonomy places the organism in Eukaryota, Metazoa, Chordata, Actinopteri, Gobiiformes, Gobiidae. Gene Ontology annotation, molecular function: tau protein binding; phospholipid binding.